Molecule: messenger RNA, 4870 nt
Organism: Coturnix japonica (Japanese quail)
Lineage: Eukaryota; Metazoa; Chordata; Aves; Galliformes; Phasianidae
Source: RefSeq, a predicted model, not a curated record
UGGAGCGCCAAAAGGCCCCGGGAGGAGGCGGCUGGGGCCAGCUCAUGUCGAAACCGGGAGGGAACCUCGGGGACGGAGGAAGGAGCGGUUGGGUAAGGCUCGCAGCCAGCGGCACUGCCGGCUUUACGCAACUCGGGCUGCAUGAACCCGAUGGCGGCGGCUGCGAACCGACCCGGGGAGCAAAGUCCCGGCGGAUGCGGGCGGGGGGCAGAGCCCUGCCCAGAUGUGAUGGUGACCUGUCCUCCCUGCGUCCUGGCCCCUCCUGGUGCUGAGUGCCAUCAGUAGCCCCGUGCAGGCGGCAGCAUGGGGUCACAGUGCCCUGUGUGGUGCCUCCUGCUGCUCCUCGCCCCAUCCCUGCUGCAGGCCGGCACCUGGCAGUGCCCCCGCAUCUCUUACAGCUCCACCCGCAACUUCUCAGUGCCGUAUACGCUGCCCAGCCUCGAUGCUGGCAGCCCCGUGCAGAACAUCGCCGUCUUCCCCAACCCGGCCACCAUCUUCGUGGCCGUCCGUAACCGCAUCCUGGUGGUGGAUCCCGAGCUGCGCCUCCGCUCCGUCCUCAUCACCGGCCCCACAGGCAGUGCCCGCUGUGAGAUCUGCCGCCUGUGCCCUGUCGAUGUGGAUGCCCCAGGGCCCGAGGAUGUGGACAACGUGCUGCUGCUGCUGGACCCGGUGGAGCCGUGGCUGUACAGCUGCAGUGCGGCACGGCACGGGCUCUGCUACCUGCACCGGCUGGAGGUGUGGGGCAGCGAGGUCACCAUCGCAUCCACCCGCUGCCUGUACUCGGCUGCGGCCAACAACCCCAUGUCCUGCCCUGACUGCGUGGCCAGCCCCCUGGGGAGCACCGGCACCGUGGUGGCCGACCACUACACCGCCUCCUUCUACCUGGGCUCCACCAUCAACAGCAGCAUAGCAGCGCGCUACAGCCCCCACUCAGUGUCGGUGCGCAGGCUGAAGGGCACAGAGGAUGGCUUCGCUGACCCCGUCCAUUCACUGACGGUGCUGCCACGCUACCAGGACAUCUACCCCAUCCACUACAUGCACUCCUUCACCGAUGGGGACCACGUCUACUUGGUGACGGUGCAGCCCGAGUUCCCCGGCUCCCCCACGUUCCACACACGCCUGGUGCAGCUCAGCGCCCACGAGCCCAACAUGCGGCACUACCGUGAGAUCGUCCUGGACUGCCGCUACGAGUCCAAGCGGCGGCGGCGGCGUGGGGCCGAGGAGGAGACGGAGCGUGAUGUGUCCUACAACGUGCUGCAGGCUGCCCAUGCUGCCCAGCCUGGUGCUCGCCUGGCCCGUGACCUCGGCAUCGAUGGCUCCGAGACGGUUCUGUUUGGUGCCUUUGCUGAGAGCCACCCGGAGAGCAGUGAGCCGCAGCACAACUCGGCCGUGUGCGCCUUCCCCUUGCGCCUGCUCAACCAGGCCAUCCGGGAGGGCAUGGACAAGUGCUGCGGCACCGGCACGCAGACACUGAUGCGGGGCCUCAGCUUCUUCCAGCCGCAGCAGUAUUGCCCGCACAGCGUGAACCUCUCAGCACCAGUGGCCAACACCAGCUGCUGGGACCAGCCCACCCUGGUGCCAGCUGCCUCUCACAAGGUGGACCUGUUCAAUGGGCGCCUGUCCGGCAUCCUCCUCACCUCCAUCUUCGUCACCGUCCUCCAGAAUGUCACGGUGGCCCAUCUGGGCACAGCACAGGGACGUGUCCUGCAGAUGGUGCUGCAGCGCUCCAGCUCCUACGUGGUCGCCUUGGCCAACUUCUCUUUGGGUGAACCAGGACUGGUGCAGCACGCCACAGGGCUGCAGGGACACUCGUUGCUCUUUGCUUCUGGCACUAAGGUGUGGCGUGUGAACGUCACCGGCCCCGGCUGCCGACACUUCUUGACCUGUGACCGCUGCCUGCGUGCCGAGCGCUUCAUGGGCUGUGGUUGGUGCGGGGAUGGCUGCACACGACAGCACGAGUGUGCUGGACGCUGGGUGCAGGACAGCUGCCCACCCAUCCUCACUAAUUUCCACCCCAAGAGUGCACCACUGCGGGGCCAAACACGAGUGACGCUCUGUGGCAUGACCUUCCACUCCCCAUCGGACCCUGCCGCACACCGCAGCCCCCCCGGCCCUUACAGGGUGUCGGUGGGAGGGCGAAGCUGCACUGUGCUGCUGGAUGAGAGUGAGAGCUACAGGCCGCUGCCCACGUUCCGUCGCAAGGACUUUGUGGAUGUGUUGGUGUGUGUGCUGGAGCCGGGGGAGCCAGCGGUGGCGGCAGGGCCGGCUGAUGUGGUGCUCAAUGUCACAGAGUCUGCUGGGACCUCGAGCUUCCGUGUCCAGGGAUCUGCCAGCUUGAGUGGCUUUGUCUUUGUGGAACCCCGCAUCAGCACCCUGCACCCCAGCUUUGGUCCUCAGGGUGGUGGCACCCUUAUGUCCCUCCAUGGCAGCCACCUCUCAGCAGGGAGCAGUUGGCGGGUGACAAUCAAUGGCUCCGAGUGUCCCCUGGAUGGGCAACCCAGCCAGGGCAAUGGGGAGAUCCAGUGCACAGUUCCUGCUGCCACCAGCCUGGGCGCAGCCUCUGUGGCCCUGUGGGUCGAUGGUGAGGAGUUCCUGGCCCCACUGCCCUUUGAGUAUCGCCCCGACCCCUCUGUUUUGGCCAUUAUCCCCAACUGCAGCUAUGGGGGCUCGAUGCUCACCCUCAUCGGCACCCACCUGGACUCAGUGUAUCGCGCCAAGAUCCAAUUUGAAGGCAGAGGCGGUGGGAAGACUGAAGCCACGGAGUGCGAGGGCUCGCAGUCACCCAACUGGCUGCUGUGCCACAGCCCAGCCUUCCCCGUUGAGACCAAGCCAGUGCCUGGGAACCUGAGCGUGCUGCUGGAUGGGGCUGCUGGCCGCUGGCUGUUCCAUCUGCGCUACUUCCCCCAGCCCCGCGUGUUCACCUUCGGGCAGCCGGGCGAGCGGUACCAACUGAAACCUGGAGAUGAUGAGGUUAAGGUGAAUCAAUUGGGGCUGGACUCUGUGGCUGGCUGCAUGAACAUCACCAUGACAGUGGGGGGCCGGGACUGCCACCCCAACGUGCUGAAGAACGAGGUGACGUGCCGCGUGCCUCGCGAUGUGGACCUGUCCCCAGCUGGGGCCCCUGUGCAGGUCUGUGCGAAUGGUGCCUGCUGGGCACCGGGUUCUGUGCUGCCCGCCUCCUCGCUGGACAUGGCUGCCAGCCUGGCCCUGGGCACCGGUGUCACCUUCCUGGUCUGCUGCGUCCUGGCUGCUGUGCUGCUCCGCUGGCGCUGGAGGAAGAAGAGGGGUACGGAGAACCUGGAGCUGCUGGUGCACCCUGUCCGGACUGAGCACCCCAUCACCAUCCAGCGCCCCAACGUUGACUAUAGAGAAGUGCAGGUGCCUGAAAUUGUCUCUCUCCCCAUCCUGGCAGUGCUGCCUGUUGCAGACAGCCCUGGCCUGGCCAGGCCCCAUGCACGCUUUGCUGGUGUCAGUGCUGGAGCUGAUGCUGUAGGCGGUGGCUCCCCGGUGCCACUGCUCAGAACCACGUCCUGCUGCCUGGAGGACCUGCGGCCAGAGCUGCUGGAGGAGGUGAAGGACAUCCUCAUCCCUGAGGAGCGGCUCAUCACCCACCGCAGCCGCGUCAUCGGCAGAGGGCACUUUGGCAGCGUGUACCAUGGCACCUACAUGGACCCACUGCUGGGUGACCUGCACUGUGCUGUCAAGUCCCUGCACCGUAUCACAGACCUGGAGGAGGUGGAGGAGUUCCUGCGCGAGGGCAUCCUGAUGAAGAGCUUCCACCACCCGCAGGUGCUCUCUUUGCUGGGGGUCUGCCUGCCCCGCCAUGGGCUGCCCCUCGUCGUCCUGCCCUACAUGCGCCAUGGGGACCUGCGCCACUUCAUCCGUGCCCAGGAGCGGAGCCCCACGGUGAAGGAGCUCAUCGGCUUUGGGCUCCAGGUGGCCUUGGGUAUGGAGUACUUGGCCCAGAAGAAAUUCGUGCACCGGGACUUGGCGGCCAGGAACUGCAUGCUGGACGAGACGCUGACAGUGAAGGUGGCUGAUUUUGGGCUGGCACGGGAUGUGUUUGGCAAGGAGUACUACAGCAUCCGGCAGCACCGGCACGCCAAGCUGCCUGUCAAGUGGAUGGCACUGGAGAGCCUACAGACCCAAAAGUUCACUACCAAGUCAGAUGUGUGGUCCUUUGGGGUGCUCAUGUGGGAGCUGCUGACACGGGGUGCAUCGCCGUACCCCGAGGUGGACCCCUACGACAUGGCCCGCUACCUGCUGAGGGGCCGGCGCCUGCCACAGCCCCAGCCCUGCCCUGACACGCUGUAUGGGGUGAUGCUGAGCUGUUGGGCACCCACACCCGAGGAGCGGCCGUCCUUCUCGGGGCUGGUGUGUGAGCUGGAGCGUGUGCUGGCCUCACUGGAGGGCGAACGCUAUGUCAACCUGGCUGUCACCUACGUCAACCUGGAGAGAGGCCCUCCUUUUCCUCCUGCCCCCCCGGGACAGCUGCCCGACAGCGAGGAUGAAGAGGAUGAGGAAGAUGAAGAGGAUGAGGAUGCGGCUGUGCGCUGAUGGGGUGCUUUGCACCAUGGAUACGCUCCCCCAAGGGGGGCUGUGGGGCACCCACCCUAUGGGUUGGGUGCUGUGUUCUGUGGGUGCUGUCUUGUGCUGUGCACUGAGACUGUGCCAUGUCCCACGGGGUCCCCCCCACUUGGCCUCAUGCUGGCUGGGUGCUGUAGGGCUCAUCCUGCACCACUGGGGUGCUGUGGGCCCUGUGUGGGGCUGUGGGGAACCCUGAUCUGACCAUGUGCCCUGAGGGGUUCUUGGGGCCUCCCUGGGGAAAUUCAGCAUUUUGGGCUUGAUAAAAACCAAAUGCUAUUUUUCA